GUGUUUUGUGUGUGACGAUUCCGCGAUUGUACUUUCAAAAAAAUAUUUUUGCUCUGAUAUGAACAUUUGAUUUUCACCUAAUUAAUUCUUGAAAUGGAAACUGAAGAGCAUUUACUUGCUCUCAAAGUUAUGAGGCUUACUCGUCCUACUUUAGCAAGCCCCUUACCAGUAACUUGCGACAGUAAAGACUUACCUGGAAAUCUGCUGAAUAAUUCUUUACAGCAAGACCCUACGGCGGUUCCGGGAUCAGAAACCAUAGCCAUUGGCCAGUUUUUACUUCUUCCUCAAAAUCCUGUAAAUAUUUAUUUAGGAGAAACUUUUUCCAGCUAUAUUUGUGUUUAUAGUGAAACUAAACAAAAUGUUUAUAAUGUUAGUGUAAAGGUAGACUUACAGACUAGUUCACAAAGACUUCCCUUAGCCAAUAAUCCCCCUACAUCAACAUUGACUUCAGAUCAGACUGUUAAUACCGUUAUACAGCAUGAAGUUAAGGAAAUCGGUACUCACAUUUUAGUUUGUGAGGUGUCCUAUCAAAAUUCAGCAGGAAUUCUGUUAUCGUUUAGGAAAUUUUUCAAAAUACAAGUUUUGAAGCCCUUGGAUGUGAAAACUAAAUUUUAUAAUGCUGAGAAUGAUGAUGUAUAUCUUGAAGCGCAAGUUCAAAACAUUACCAGCGGGCCAAUAUGCUUGGAAAAAGUUGCUUUAGAUGCCUCACAUUUGUUCAAAGUUACAUGCUUGAAUAUGACUCACACAGGAGAAAGUAUUUUUGGUAAAGUCACUCUCUUGCAGCCUCAAUCUAUAAGUCAAUAUUUGUAUUGUUUGACCCCAAACGAGAAGUUAAUUUCCGAUGUGAAGUCAUUAAGUGGGGCUACUAAUAUUGGAAAAUUAGAUAUUGUAUGGAGAUCAAAUUUAGGGGAAAAGGGGAGAUUGCAAACGAGUCAACUACAAAGAAUGAGUCCAGAUUAUGGGGAUAUUAAAUUAUCAAUAACGGAGUUGCCAAAUUUUGUUGUCCUAGAGGAACUAUUUACAUUCAAGUGCAAACUUGUCAACAAUGGUGAAAGGACCGUUGAUUUUAUGCUAUAUUUGGAAAACACAGAAAAUAUCGCAUGGUGUGGUAUUUCAGGCAAGAAACUAGACCCUUUACCUCCACACAGUCACAAAGCUUUAGAAUUUAAGUGUAUUCCCUUGGUGCCUGGUCUUAGAACCCUGUCAGGUGUAAAAUUAGUGGACACAUUUCUGAAGCGAACUUAUACUUAUGAUGAAUUAGGACAGGUUUAUGUUGUAUUACCUGAAGGACUCAAUAAUCAUCAGUAAUGUUUAAAUUCUAUUUUUAUUUUUAAUGGGAGCCACAAGUGCAAUAAUUAGCUGUCAGUAUUUUCAUCAUUUUUAUAUCCUAGAGAUAGAGAAUGGUUAUUUGAAGUCACAUGUUAGUACAGACAUAUGACUUAUAUGGCGUUAGAUGUGUAGCCCUGUUAAGAUUUCAUUCCCUCAAUGAUAUUCCCAACAGGGCCCUCGCUACCAUAAGCGCAAAUGCGUGCGGCGCACGCGGGCGGCAUAGCCAAGGGGCGGCAAAUCGCACGAGAAAAAUAUGAAUAAUUUUUUUUUAUAAUUAAUUAUUAAAUUUUUCUUCCUAGUGUUUCAAUUAUUUUCCUUUUUAUUCAAAGGCCGUACAGCCAAUGGGCCAAUUUUUCUGUUGGUUCUUGCAAAAUUACUCUGAACUAUUAUUAUUUAUCUAGCUCAGAGUUUUUAUUGAAAAACUAUUUAAGAUCUACAUUGUUACAAGAAAGGUAUAUGGAUUAGAGAUUUUUUCCAUAGAAUGUGAUCUCUUGGACAGUAUAAAUGUUGAAGAUUUCUUGAAAGAUUUUGCAACAUUAAUAGUAGAAAAGUCAAUUUUCUGUUAUUUUUUUGGUGUUUAUAAAGCAAAAAACAUUUCGAAUAUAAAAUAAACAAUAAACUGUGUUAAAAGUAAUGAGAUGAACUGGGAGAGAACAUAGAUGCACGCGCAGCUGGGGGCGAUAGUAACAUUUUUACUGUAUACGUACUGUCAAGUUUCUACCUAUUUACUCCCAACUGCCUGCGCACUUCAGGUAAUACGAGAUACGUCUGUUGACUCAAUGCCACUCCAAAAAUUGUUGCUCUCUUUUUAAUCGCCAACCCUAAGGUGCGAUUUCAUAUUUUGGCGCC
Molecule: messenger RNA, 2178 nt
Organism: Ceutorhynchus assimilis (cabbage seed weevil)
Lineage: Eukaryota; Metazoa; Arthropoda; Insecta; Coleoptera; Curculionidae
Source: the annotation of a GenBank genome assembly